AUGGGAGCCGAUAGUCUCUGGAGGACCGCCAAAGAUAGCAAUGGGAAAGUGUACUACUACAACACCAAGACUGGUGUAUCGCAAUGGGAAAAGCCUGGAGUGUCGGCAGAUAUCGAGACAUUGAAGCAGCAUGGCUGGGGGGUUGCCAGGACGAAAGACGGGAAACUGUACUACUAUAAUUCGUCUACUGGAGAGUCUCGAUGGGAGGCACCUAAAUUUGAGGAUGCCACAACCGAGGUUUCUAGAGGUAAGAAGGAGGUGAGAUCUGAGCCAGAAGUAAAAGAAGACGUCAAGGUUGCUACUACGCGAGUAUUGAGCAAGUCUGACACCCGAUCAAAGAUCUUGCACGUUGAUUCAAAGUCGAAGGAAGAUGCUGAAAAGGAUUUCAUUGCAAUGUUGAAGGACAAUAAUGUGGAUGCGACCUGGUCGUUUAGGAAGAUUAUUGCAGAGUUAGGCAGUACAGAUCCGAGGUAUUGGGUAGUGGACGAUGACCCACUUUGGAAACAAGACAUGUUUGAGAAGUACCUAUCCAAUAGAUCGGAGGAUCAGCUGAUUAAGGAAUACUCUGAAAUCAAUAAGUUCAAAGAAGCGUAUGUGAAUAUGCUGAAAGAGCAUGAGGAAAUCAAAUAUUACUCAAGAUGGAAGACUGUAAAGAAGCUGAUCUCAAAUGAACCUAUCUACAAGCAUUCCACAGUCAGUGAGUCGAUAAAAAAGAAAACAUUUAAGGAAUAUAUCGAUAAGCUUCUCAAACGUCAAACUGAAGCUGACAAACAAUUAAAGGAAAACGCUUUGAAAGAAGUCAGGGAGUAUCUACAUAACAUCCUUCAUACUGAUGGUGCAGAUAUUGCAAUUGCUGAUCCCCUCUCUUGGAAAAAAGUUUCAGAACAAUACCUGUUCGAAAACAAUAAAAGAUAUAUGGCUAACAAACAUUUUCAAGUAUUGUCUAAAUAUGAGGUGCUUGAAGAGUAUAUUAAUAUUAUAAAUAGUUUGAGAAAUCAAAUGGAGAGAAAACUGGAGACAUUACAGGCGCAUAAUAAUACACAGGACAGAUUAGCUAGAGAUCGUUACAAAGAAAUGUUGAGCAACGUGAAAACCACGAAAGGUGAUACGAUUAGAGCCAACACAACGUGGGAACAAGUCUACCCGAAUAUCUGUAAAGAAGAGGAAUUUUUGGGCAUGCUUGGAAGAAAUGGUUCCAAUGCGUAUGACAUAUUCUUAGACCUUGUGGGAGAGAAGAAAAAUGUAAUUUAUGCACAUAGAUUAGUUGCCGACCAGAUUCUUCUGGACAACGGCUUUCGAAUACCUGAUUCCUCUUCAAAGGUACAAGAUGAACAUACAACAGUGAAAAAUUAUUUAACACAAGAUCCAAGACUGAAAGAUAAUGUCGAUGAUGUGGACAUGGACCUGCUUAUUGAAGCCUUGUUCAAAAAUUGGAAGGAAAAAGAGAACGAGCGCAAACAGACAGAAAGACGUAUUCUUGAGCAGAAAAAACGUUACUUCAAACUGAUGUUGGAAAGGAUGUUCAAGAAGCACGUUAACGUUGCUACUGACAAGUAUUCCGAUUUACAAGAACUUCUUAAAGAUACCCCGGAAUACACGGCGUUGGAAGAUAACGAUACAUUGAGAGAGAGAUUACUAUCUGAACAUCAACAGCAGUUGAAGAAAAGGAUGGUAAAUAGUCAAGCACCUCGAGUUUCUGAGACGUUAGGUAGAAAAAGAACAUUAGCUAAAUCCAAUGAUCUAGAUUAUUAG
This is a messenger RNA of Tetrapisispora phaffii CBS 4417, 1752 nucleotides long. It is a transcript of the gene PRP40, whose product is annotated as snoRNA-splicing protein PRP40. NCBI's taxonomy places the organism in Eukaryota, Fungi, Ascomycota, Saccharomycetes, Saccharomycetales, Saccharomycetaceae. The transcript has a single exon. The record is from RefSeq and is a predicted model, not a curated record. Gene Ontology annotation, cellular component: U1 snRNP; U2-type prespliceosome. The coding region runs from base 1 to 1752 and encodes 583 amino acids. Gene Ontology annotation, biological process: mRNA cis splicing, via spliceosome. Gene Ontology annotation, molecular function: protein binding; RNA binding.